UGUAUAUAACAAAAAUAGUGGAACGUAUUUGAUUUAUGAAAAUGGCGAUAUAAACAAGCCUAGACUGAAGGAGCGAGAAUGGAAAAAUAACAAAUUUCAUUUUGACGACGUAGCAAAAGCAAUGCUGACUCUAUUUACGGUAUCAACGUUUGAGGGAUGGCCUAACCUUCUUUAUGUUUCAAUCGACUCAAAUAAGGAAAACGGAGGACCCAUUCAUAAUUUCCGGCCAAUAGUUGCUGCCUAUUACAUUAUUUAUAUCAUUAUUAUUGCCUUUUUUAUGGUUAACAUAUUUGUCGGUUUCGUGAUUGUCACAUUUCAAAAUGAGGGAGAGCAGGAGUACAAGAAUUGCGAAUUGGAUAAGAAUCAACGUAAUUGUAUAGAAUUCGCAUUAAAAGCAAAGCCAGUGCGUCGUUACAUACCAAAGCAUGGCAUACAGUACAAAGUGUGGUGGUUUGUGACAUCAUCAUCAUUUGAAUAUUCAAUAUUUGUCUUAAUUAUGAUCAAUACCGUAACCUUGGCAAUGAAGUUCCAUAAACAACCCGAGUAUUAUACGGAAAUAUUGGAUGCAUUAAAUAUAGAUCCAAUACCAAUUCCAAAUGGUUCAAUGAGUAUUUAUUCUCAAAUGAAAUGUACGAUUGUAAGGGCAAAUAAAUGCAUAGAAAGCUAA
Molecule: messenger RNA, 667 nt
Organism: Lucilia cuprina (Australian sheep blowfly)
Lineage: Eukaryota; Metazoa; Arthropoda; Insecta; Diptera; Calliphoridae
Product: muscle calcium channel subunit alpha-1-like
Exons: 3
Coding region: 122-667 (181 amino acids)
Biological process (GO): calcium ion import across plasma membrane
Cellular component (GO): membrane; voltage-gated calcium channel complex
Molecular function (GO): high voltage-gated calcium channel activity
Source: RefSeq, a predicted model, not a curated record